Eriocheir sinensis (Chinese mitten crab) is the source of this 625-nucleotide messenger RNA. Its product is annotated as cadherin-22-like. Gene Ontology annotation, molecular function: calcium ion binding. Gene Ontology annotation, cellular component: plasma membrane. NCBI's taxonomy places the organism in Eukaryota, Metazoa, Arthropoda, Malacostraca, Decapoda, Varunidae. The transcript is spliced from 3 exons. The record is from RefSeq and is a predicted model, not a curated record. The coding region runs from base 181 to 615 and encodes 144 amino acids. Gene Ontology annotation, biological process: homophilic cell-cell adhesion.
UCACCAUUGACGAGAUGGAGGGUGUGGUCAGCCUGGCCCGGCCCCUGGACCGUGAGACAAGGGACUCCUACAGCCUGACAGUGUGCGCCGUGGACCAGGGAAGCCCACCGCUGUCAUCCACCACGCAGCUCAUCGUCACAGUCUCAGGUCUUCGUGGAGGUCGAGGACGUGAACGACCACAUGCCCCAGACGGAGGAGCCCGCCUACCACACCUACGUGGCCGAGAACCUGCCGCCGGACACCUCCGUCAUAGCGCUGCGGGCCUCGGACGGCGACCUGGCGCCCUCCAACAUCUCCUUCGCCAUCACCAAAGGGAACCAACUGGCGCGCUUCGAGAUACACCCGCAGACAGGCGCCCUCACAACCCUGGUGCCGCUGGACAGGGAGGAACAGGCGGAGUACGAGCUGUGGGUGCGGGUGAGCGACGGCCAGCUGUCCUCCGUCACCCCGGUCUUCAUCACCGUGAGCGACGUCAACGACAACCCGCCCGAGUUCCUGGAGCCGCUCUACCGCGUCACCGUCCCCGCCCGCAGCAAGACCAAGAAACGGGAGGCGCUCUUCAGGGUAAGUGGCCCCCUGCUUGAAGGCUUACACGCUCUUUAUCUCUCAUCAUAAACAGUCUCAA